This is a messenger RNA of Symphalangus syndactylus (siamang), 6669 nucleotides long. It is a transcript of the gene NOL9, whose product is annotated as nucleolar protein 9. NCBI's taxonomy places the organism in Eukaryota, Metazoa, Chordata, Mammalia, Primates, Hylobatidae. Gene Ontology annotation, biological process: cleavage in ITS2 between 5.8S rRNA and LSU-rRNA of tricistronic rRNA transcript (SSU-rRNA, 5.8S rRNA, LSU-rRNA). Gene Ontology annotation, molecular function: polynucleotide 5'-hydroxyl-kinase activity. Gene Ontology annotation, cellular component: nucleus. The record is from RefSeq and is a predicted model, not a curated record.
UCCGAGGCUGCUCCUUUCGGCAGCUGGGGGGGCAGCGGGGCGGACCGACGGGAUCUCGCGAGAUUCUCGCGCGGUGGGCCCCGAGGAUCCAGCAUGGCGGACUCGGGGCUACUGCUAAAGCGGGGUGCCUGCCGUUCCACUUGGCUGCGGGCCCGCAAGGCCCGGCCCCAGCUCAUCCUCAGCCGCCGGCCCCGCCGCCGGCUCGGGACCCUGCGCUGGUGCGGUCGGCGGCGCCUACGGCGGCGGUUACUGCAAGCCCAGGCGGCCGGCGUGGACUGGAGGGAGGGAGCCCGCCAGGUGUCGCGCGCGGCGGCGGCCCGGAGACCCAAGACCGCGACCCCCAGCCCGAUCCCUAGCCCGACCCCGGCCUCCGAACCCGAAUCCGAACUCGAACUCGAAUCCGCCUCGAGUUGCCGCCGGCCUCUCCUCAUCCCGCCAGUGCGGCCAGUGGGCCCCGGCCGCGCGUUGCUGCUGCUGCCGGUCGAGCAGGGUUUUACUUUUAGUGGGAUCUGUCGUGUGACUUGCCUCUAUGGCCAGGUGCAGGUAUUUGGUUUUACCAUCAGCCAAGGCCAGCCUGCCCAAGACAUCUUCUCUGUGUAUACCCACUCUUGCUUGAGUAUCCAUGCACUUCAUUACUCGCUGCCUGAGAAAACCAAGAAGGAACUGAAAAGGGAAGCCCGGAAUUUGCUCAAAUCUCAUAUUAACCUUGAUGACAGGCGUUGGUCGAUGCAGAAUUUUUCUCCUCAGUGUUCCAUUGUGUUGCUAGAACAUCUGAAAACUGCCACUGUAAACUUCAUAACCAGCUAUCCGGGUUCAUCCUACAUUUUUGUGCAAGAGAGUCCAAUUCCCCAGAUUAAACCUGAAUAUUUAGCCUUGAGGUCUGUUGGCAUCAGAAGAGAGAAAAAAAGGAAAGGCCUUCAGUUAACUGAGAGUACCCUUUCAGCCCUGGAAGAGUUAGUCAAUGUUUCCUGUGAAGAAGUAGAUGGCUGCCCUGUCAUUCUGGUUUGUGGAUCCCAGGAUGUUGGAAAGUCAACAUUUAAUAGAUACCUGAUUAACCAGUUGUUAAAUAGUCUUCCCUGCGUUGACUAUUUGGAAUGUGAUCUGGGACAGACAGAAUUUACCCCUCCUGGUUGCAUUUCUUUGCUUAAUAUUACAGAACCAGUUCUGGGACCACCUUUCACUCACCUGAGGACUCCACAGAAGAUGGUAUAUUAUGGGAAACCUUCUUGUAAAAACAACUACGAGAAUUACAUUGACAUAGUGAAGUAUGUGUUCAGCGCUUACAAGAGAGAGUCCCCUCUCAUCGUCAACACUAUGGGAUGGGUUUCAGACCAGGGACUCCUGCUUCUCAUUGAUCUGAUCCGAUUGCUGUCUCCCAGCCACGUGGUUCAGUUCCGCUCUGACCACAGUAAAUAUAUGCCAGACCUCACCCCGCAGUAUGUAGAUGACAUGGAUGGCUUGUACACAAAAAGCAAGACCAAGAUGAGAAAUCGACGCUUCAGACUCGCAGCAUUUGCAGAUGCUUUGGAAUUUGCUGAUGAAGAAAAAGAGAGUCCAGUUGAGUUCACUGGACAUAAACUGAUAGGUGUUUAUACAGACUUUGCAUUCAGAAUAACUCCAAGAAAUAGAGAGUCACAUAACAAAAUUCUUCGAGAUCUGUCCAUCUUGAGUUACCUUAGCCAGCUGCAGCCCCCGAUGCCCAAACCACUUUCUCCUUUACAUAGCUUGACACCCUAUCAGGUCCCUUUCAAUGCAGUUGCACUCCGGAUUACCCACUCUGAUGUCGCCCCUACCCAUAUACUAUAUGCUGUGAACGCCAGCUGGGUUGGUCUUUGCAAGAUCCAGGAUGAUGUCAGAGGAUACACGAAUGGGCCCAUCCUGCUUGCCCAGACUCCAAUCUGUGACUGCUUGGGCUUUGGCAUCUGUAGAGGCAUUGACAUGGAGAAGCGGCUGUACCACAUCCUCACCCCUGUGCCCCCGGAAGAGCUAAGGACCGUGAAUUGUCUGCUCGUUGGAGCUAUUGCCAUUCCGCAUUGUGUCCUUAAGUGCCAGCGUGGGAUCGAAGGGACAGUACCUUACGUCACAACGGAUUACAAUUUUAAACUUCCUGGAGCAUCAGAGAAAAUUGGAGCAAGAGAACCUGAGGAGGCACAUAAAGAGAAACCAUACCGAAGACCUAAGUUUUGUCGAAAAAUGAAGUGAUGCUCUCGUUUUUAAUAAGGGAAGAAACUUUCCUACCAGAAAGCUUUGUCUCAAGCCUGACCACAAGAGACAUGAUGGAGUUUCAUGGCCAUGAAUCGUUCUCUUAUUAGCAAGUGUUUUUUGUGUAAUUCGUGAAUGUCGUAUAGUAGUCUUAAGUUUCUCUUUUAAAGCUGCAUGAGCUAGAAUUUGCUCUAGUCUUCUGUGUGGUACUCAUACUUGCUGUCCAGAGGGAGUAAAACAGCAGAGAAUAGUUUGUGUACCAUUAAAACAGAGAUUCCUCGGAAAGUUCUUCAAGGACCUGGUUAUUAGAAUCAGGAUAAAAAUAAGGAAACUGGGGCCAUAACAAUGUACUGAGAAGGGAGGAAGAAGGCCGACCUGCAGGAUCUCAAGCAUAAUGGAUACAAGGGCUUGCCAUGGGCCUUGCCUGAGCCACGUGCACACCUGGGGGCCAGCGGUCUGCUUCCUUGGAGCCGGUGUGGAUGGUUACAGCCCAUCCAUUUGGUGCAGUUGUACUUGGUCUGUUACAUUCAAUCAAGGUUUAAUAGAUAGGGCUGGGCAUGGUGGCUCACGCAAACCUGUAAUCCUAGCACUUUGGGAGGCUGAGGCGGGAGGAUUGCUUGAGCCUUGGAGUUCCAGGCUGGAGUACACCAACUACUCCAGCCUGAGCGACAGAGUAAGACCUUAUCUUUUAAAAAAGAAAAGAAAAAUUUAAACAGGUUCGAUAGAUAUAAAUUUGGACCCAGAGCCCUUCCUUUUUUUUAAUCCUGAGGUUUUAUGCCGAGGAAAUUGCUUUCAAAUCUGGAAAUCCUGGGGGCCAGGCGCGGUGGCUCACGCCUGUAAUCUCAGCACUUUGGGAGGCCAAGGCGGGCAGAUCACAAGGUCAAGAGAUCGAGACCAUCCUGACUAACACAGUGAAACCCCGUCUGUACUAAAAAUACAAAAAAAUUAGCCGGGCGUGGUGGUGGGCGCCUGUAGUCCCAGCUACUCAGGAGGCUGAGGCAGGAGAAUGGCAUGAACCCAGGAGGCGGAGCUUGCAGUGAGCCGAGAUCACGCCACUGCACUCCAGCCUGGGCGACAGAGCAAGACUCCAUCUCAAAAAAAAAAAAAAAAUCUGGAAAACCUCUUCUGGGGGCUCUUAAAAAGUAGAUUUGUCCAAAUUGACUUCUGAUCUGAGGCCAGAGACAACCACAGGGCAGAGCUGGAGACUGGGCUGUUUGGAAGGAAGAAGGACUGGCAGACCGGCUCUUGGGAAAGCUCCAUUUUUGCCUGUGGGAGGUUGGACCUGAACUUGCACCUAUGAACAACCCUGCCAUUUAGAGCUUUUUCCUGGGGGUGCCGGAGGCUGGUGACCAGACUGCCAUUCUUCCUGUUCUCCCUAGUGCUUCCGACCCUUUGUCCUCUAGGUUGGAAGUGGUUUGUGUAAACAGGUGAUGGGACCAGGUCACAUCAUUUCUGCAUUUAAGACAGCAGGAUACUUACUGGGGCUGAGGUUCAAACUGGUAUUAUGACCACUGCUUUGACAGAAUUCCAUCUUCCCAGCAUGAUCACAUUGUAAGACUAUUAGGAUGUGUGGGUUUUAACACUUAUAUACAAUUAAACUGUUGGUUAUCAUUGUCUUUAGUAUUUUAUGGCAGCCCCUCAGCACCUCUUAGACCCAACAGCAAAAGACUUAAAAUAAUCACAGGAAACCUUGCUAUGGUGAUUAGUUUUGAUACCUUUGAGACAAUUGAGUCUAGCUUCUUCGUUGCCCCUUAUUUAUGUUGAAAUCUGGCUCAUUCAUAUGAUGUUUUACUGUGCUGGCCUUGUGAAGAAUUUUAAGACAAUCCACCACCAUCAGCGUUUUGCCUUUCUCCACUUCCUUGUGUCUUUACAGUUAUACUCAUGGAGGUCAUUUGCAGCAAGGCUCUGGAAGAAUGAAACUGGUGCCCUGUAAUUGUAUUUGCAUUCAAUCUGGGUUUGCCUUCAGGCUUUAAAUGUGGCCUGUAUGAAGGUCAAGUCUUUUUCUUCAGUCCCUAUCAGUAAAGAAAAAUCGUUGCCUCUAGAGGGAGCUAUCAGCUGUGAGUCAGGUGGCCGCACUGGGGCUAGAGUUGGCCCAGGAAGCUGUACAGGGUUUAGGGAAGGAGGUUCGGAGACCGGGAGCCUAGGCCACUGUCAGCUCUAGCUUGUGCCGGUCAGACUUGCAGCAGCACCAUUCUCUGGUGCUUUUUUUUCUUUUUUUUUUUUUUUUUUUUUUUUUUUUUGAGAUGGAGUUUCGCUCUUGCUGCCCAGGCUGGAGUGCAGUGGCGCAAUCUGGGCUCACUGCCACCUCUGCCUCCCGGGUUCAAGCGAUUCUCUUGCCUCAGCCUCCCGAGUAGCUGGGAUUACAGGCGUGCACCACCACGCCUGGCUAAUUUUCUAUUUUUAGUAGAGAAGGGGUUUCACCAUGUUGGCCAGGCUGGUUUCGAACUCCUGUCCUCAGGGGAUCUACCUGCCUUGGCCUCCCAAAGUGUUGGGAUUACAGGCAUGAGCCACCGCACCCGGCUGGUGGAAGUGGCCUUAAGGGCAUUUAGAGGAAGGACAAGAUUGGACUGUUUGUCAUUUCCACAGUCUGUUACGGGUCAGAUUGGGUAGUAAGGAGUUCUCCAUUGGAGCUAUUCUUUUUUUUUUUUUUUUUUUUUUUGAGACAGAGUCUCGCUCUGUCACCCAGGCUGGGAUGCAGUGGCGCGACCUUGGCUCACUACAGCCUCUCCCCUCCCGGGUUCAAGCGAUUCUUCUGCCUCAGCCUCCAGAGUAGCUGGGAUUACAGGCGUGCACCACCACACCCAGCUAAUUUUUGUAUUUUUUAGUAGAGACAGGGUUUCACCAUGUUAGUCAGGCUGGUCUCGAACUCCUGACCUCGUGAUUCGCCCACCUCAGCCUCCCAAAGUGCUGGGAUUACAGGCGUGAGCCACUGCGCCUGGCCUGAAGCUAUUCUUUACAAAAACUUUGUUUGUUUGUUUGCGACAGACUCUGUCGCCAAGGCUGUAGUGCAGUGGCCUGAUCUCAGGUCACUGCAACCUCUGCCUCCUGGGUUCAAGCGAUUCUCCUGCUUCAGCCUCCCAAGUAGCUGGGAUUACAGGCGCCUGCCACCACACCCGGCUACUUUUUGUAUUUUUAGUAGAGAUGGCGUUUCACCUUACUGGUCAAGCUGGUCUCGAACUUCCAACCUCGGGGAUCUGCCUGCCUCGGCCUCCCAAAGUGUUGGGAUUACAGGCAUAAGCCACUGCGCCUGGGCCUCUUAGUAAUUUUUGUAUGUAAUUUUCAAAGUAUUCAGGAUUACAGGCGCCCGCCACUACACCAGCUAAUUUUUUUUUUUUUUUUUUUUGAGACGGAGUCUCGCUCUGUCGCCCAGGCUGGAGUGCAGUGGCACAAUCUCGGUUCACUGCAAGCUCCGCCUCCCGGGUUCACGCCAUUCUCCUGCCUCAGCCUCUCCGAGUAGCUGGGACUACAGGCGCCCGCCACCACGCCCGGCUAAUUUUUUUGUAUUUUUAGUAGAGACGGGGUUUCACCGUGGUCUCAAUCUCCUGACCUCGUGAUCCGCCAGCCUCCCAAAGUGCUGGGAUUACAAGCAUGAGCCACCACGCCCGGCCUACACCAGCUAAUGUUUUUGUAUUUUUAGUAGAGAUGGGGUUUUACUGUGUUGGCUAGGCUGGUCUCAAGCUCCUGACCUUGUGAUCCGUCCGCCUUGGCCUCCCAAAGUGCUGGGAUUACAGGCGUGAGCCACUGCGCCCGGCCUAGGUCAUUUGUUUUUGGGUUUGGAUGGCAAGAUCAUGGAUUAGACAGCAGGCUUUGAUUAUAGAGCUCUGAGUUCAAUCCUGGCUCUACCACUUGUCAUUGGUGUAACUUGGAGGAAGAUGCUUAACCUGAGCCUGUUUUGUGUUUUGAAGAUGGGGUAAUUGUCCUUCCUUCAGUAUUCCUGGGUGAGGAGUAAGUGAAGUCAUGUCUAUAAGAGAUUCAGCACAGUCUCCGGCGUGUAGAAACGGUCAGUAACUCCUAGUGUGUGGCCAGCCUCUGAUUAGAUGGUAAACUCAAGAGGCUGGCAGCACGGCUGUGCUACUCACAGUCAUGCUGGAGGGAUGCAGAAAUACACGAAUCUGCAGCUACUUACUCAUCUUGCCUCUCUGGUGGUUCACGUUAAAAUUGUUGCUACCAAGCUUCCUGUGGUCAAAGAGCCCUUGAGGAAGCAAGCUCCAUGGCCACCAUAGAUAAUCCAUUCCUGAAAGUUUUUCAUAAACCCCCACUUGUUGCUUUUAAAAUUUUAUAAGCAGCUUACACAUGUAGAAAAUGAUCCUCCAGCCCACCACCACAUAGUAAUCACUGACACAGGUGUCUCAGCUGGGGUUCUGCUGUGUGUGUGUGUAUAUUUUACAAAAUAUGUAUGGUUUCUGUUCAGCUCUUUUCAGUUAACAGAUGAACUUUUGUAUCAUUAAAUAUUUUUGAGAACAUGAA